AUGGUUGAAACUCGCAGCAAAUCUCAGAACGGCUCCAAAAGAAAGCAGAAGGAGACCCCUGCUUCCCGGAACCCAGGACCUUCGGGUCACAAAAAUAAAAAAGGUGAAGAAAUCAAAGAUACUCAGGAGAAUGAGAAUUCUCAUGGUCCUUCAAGGACUGUUUCUCGAAUUAUUCACCCCUUUGUCCCCCGCAUCAUGAAAAUCCCAAUCCCUCGCGAUGUCAAGAUAACAACAGAAAAAUAUAACGGCAAGGGGGACCCUCAAGAGCAUCUGGAACAAUUCCAGACAAACAUGAUGGCACAAGAUGUCACAGAUCCAAUAGCAUGCCGACUAUUUCCUACAACUCUUAAGGAAACAGCCCUUAGAUGGGAAUACAAGACACAACAAAAGCGUGAUAGAAGCCCUGAUCACGACUCGAAUCCCAACGAGCAAAGGGCACGUCCUAGGAGAACUUAUAACUCCACUCGUAACAGUGACCGUAGAGAGGACAGAGCAACAUCAACUGACAGACGUCAUAGAACUCCAUCAAGAAACAGACAGCAAGGCGCAGGGCAACACCGUGAUGGACUACCCAAUAACGCAGCAGGCGUUCUAGCAACCAUUGCCGGGGGCUCAGCGGGAGGCGGUGCGACCACAUCUCAACGAAAAAAGCACUUAAAGUCAGUAAUGACAGUGCGCAAUCACGCACGCCCAUCAACCCCUCGCGAUCUAAAACAGGGCAUCAGUUUUGAUGAUGAUGACUAUGGUGACAUCAUCCCAGACCACGAUGACCCGCUAGUAAUCUCAGCAUGCAAGGCUAACCUCCAGGUAAAACGUAUUAUGAUUGAUAAUGGUAGUUCAGCUGAUAUCAUAUUCUGGGAUGCCUUUUACGCGAUGCACAUCCCAGAGGAACAUCUUCUGCAUGGAUGUUCGGAUUUAAUAGCCUUCGCUGGAGAAUGCAUACAACCUAAAGGCACCAUUGAAAUGUGGGUCACCUUUGGAAACAUGCCUUUAGCUCAAACUAUCAAGGUGAAAUUUUAUGUCAUUGAAUACGCUUCAGCGUAUAACAUCAUUUUAGGAAGACCAACUAUUGUGGCAUUAAAGGCAAUCAUUUCCAUGCCUCAUCUUUUGAUGAAAUUUCGUAACAAGUCUGGCACGGUAGUUGCCAUUAGAGGAGAUCAGAAAACAGCACGCAGUUGUUACAAUACCAGUCUAAGAGCCAAGACUCCUGUACAGCCUGAUGAAAAAGGCAAAGCAUCGGUAAAUAUGAUCGAUCUCGAUGUACGCGAUGAUCUACGCGAUAUUCGUCCUCAACCUGAUGGGGAGUUGGAAGACCUCCAGAUAGGCCCACUCCCUGACAACACUACCAAAAUUGGUCGAAACUUCCAAGAGGCUGAGAAAAGCGUGCUAAUAACCGUACUGCAAAAUAACAAAGACCUUUUUGCGUGGACAACCGCGGACAUGCCAGGGAUAGACCCAGGGAUAAUAUGUCACCAUUUAACCCUGGAUCCUAAAGCAAAGCCCAUCGCGCAGAAAAAGCGCAAAAUAUCCCCUGAGAAACAACAGGCGGUUGAAGCUGAAGUAACAAAAUUACUUGAUGCUGGAGUGAUUAGAGAAAUCACUUACUCUACAUGGCUCUCCAAUGUGGUAUUAGUCAAGAAACCCAAUGGAAAGUGGCGCAUGUGUACUGAUUACACAGAUCUUAACAAACACUGCCCAAAGGAUUUUUAUCCACUUCCCACCAUCGACAAGCUGGUCGAUAAUUCUGCAGGAUACCAAAUUUUAUCCUUUAUGGACGCAUAUUCUGGUUACAACCAGAUUCCAAUGUUCACACCAAAUGAGGAAGCCACAGCUUUCAUCACCGAAAAAGCUACUUACUGCUAUAACAUGAUGCCAUUUGGUCUAAAAAAUACUGGAGCCACUUAUCAACGCAUGAUGAACAAAGUUUUCAGCCAACAGAUAGGCCAGAUGCUUGAAGUUUACAUUGAUGAUAUGAUAGUCAAAACAAUGACAACUGCGCAACAUCCUCAAGAUUUGGAACAGGUAUUUCAACAACUGCGCAAAUACAGGCUACGGCUGAAUCCAGCUAAAUGCGCGUUUGGGGUACCUACUGGAAAAUUCUUAGGAUUCAUGCUCACGCAUCGCGGGAUAGAGGCCAACCCUGACAAAUGCAAUGCCAUUCUCAGCAUGACAAGCCCGCGAAACGUCAAGGAAUUGCAACAACUGACAUGA
Messenger RNA from Gastrolobium bilobum, 2211 nucleotides. RefSeq lists its product as uncharacterized. The coding region runs from base 1 to 2211 and encodes 736 amino acids. Lineage: Eukaryota; Viridiplantae; Streptophyta; Magnoliopsida; Fabales; Fabaceae. The transcript is spliced from 3 exons. The record is from RefSeq and is a predicted model, not a curated record.